AUGGAAAGAGAAUUCGGCAAGGAAGUCAAAGUCCCGAUGCUGCACGGCAGCGACGAUUACUUCGAGUGGGCCGAGCGAAUGCGGUACGCCUUGAUGGAAAAUAUGAUGACCUGGUGGGUCGUCUCGGGCGAAUAUCCCCGCCCCGAGGUACCCAAUGACCAGGGGACCAAGACUCGAAGCAGCUCUACGGACGAUGAGCUAGCAAAGGAGCUUCAACAGUGGAAGUUACAAAACAAGAUGAGACUGAAGCCCGAGGGAGCCUGGUUGACUCUUGAACACAACUUCAAGAAAGACUCGCUCCAACGAGUUCAUCAUUUAGAGACCGCGUGGAGGGAUCUACGCCAGAAGCCUGGCACUGACAGCUUCGCCAAGUUUGUUGCAGACAUUCAGAAUUUGGCCGGGAAGCUAAGCGCCAUUGGUCGUCCAGUCACAGAGAUCGACAAGACGGGAGCACUUGUCAAGGGGAUUCGGCCUGACAUGGCCAGUACAGUUCACGCAGUAAAGUGGGAACUGGAAGACGCCUUCGAAGACAAGAUGCGUGCGGAACAGGACGGCGUCAAGUAUGACGCAAGCAAGCACCGCAACAUUUUCGACAGGGCUGUACGUCGAUUGCGGGCUGAGGAAGAGCGGUUGCCCCCUUUCGUUGACAAGUGGGACAAGCCUGCAGGAUCGGCACUAGCCGCCCAUGGAAAGGGACAGAAACGCAGCGGGGGAGGUAGCAGACCAAACACUAACAAUGGCCCUAAGGCGCCCAUUGAGUGCUACGUCUGCGGCAAAAAUCACUUUGCUUACAGGUGCCCCGAUCGCAAGGGAAAGUCCAAGAAGGGCAGAGACGCUAAUGCCGCCGAUAAUUCUGCACAGGAGAAGGGCGGAACUGCAUUGACCGCACGUGCUCUCGGAGUUACCGACAUCCCGGACAGUUGGAUCAUGGACAGU
Molecule: messenger RNA, 936 nt
Organism: Mycosarcoma maydis (corn smut)
Lineage: Eukaryota; Fungi; Basidiomycota; Ustilaginomycetes; Ustilaginales
Exons: 2
Source: RefSeq, a predicted model, not a curated record